CAGAAACGCGUAGAGAACGUAGGAACAUUUAUCUCAACUAUCAUUCUAUUUACUUUUGGACAAAGCUGAUUAAAAGCAUUUUUAACAGAGUGUGAUGUGUUGAAAUAAUUAGGUCACUAGAUAAGAUUUUAUAUUUUUGUAACAGCAAUCGCAGUGAUUUCGCGGCACAGGAUGGCGAUGAACGGAAGAAACGGAUGAACAGCGUCGAUUAAAAAAAAUCAGUUGGCGCUGAUAUAAGUUACCAAACGAUGACAGAGCUUGCGUAGUGGUUACGUUACUGCGAUAAUAUUACUGAGUAUCCGGCGAUGUGACAUCGCAUGCAAUUUUGCGAGCUAGCUGUGCGCGGUGAGACGUGAGAAACAACAUAAUAAGAAUGGCAUAUUCUUAUAUAGUAGAAGAAGCACCUCCCGACAACGUUCUCAGCGUGAAGCACGAUAUCCGAUGCGCCAAGAUAUUUCUUCAGAAACACAGCACGGAAUCGGGUGACAGUUUAUAUGACCACUUAAUCGAGCUCUUGGCAAAAAUAUUGGCCGAACGGCCACAAAACGCUGUUGAUAUUUUUGAGGAAUAUAGCAGAAAAUUGAAAGAAGAAAGGUUGAAGACCAAGACGGAUCAUCUUCGAGAUUUGUACAUACCACCAUUACAAUACGACGAUGCCAAGAAACUCAUUAAGCUCUUCCAGCAAGGAGUAAAACGAAGUGACGAAGAUGAACAGGAGAGAAUAGGAAACGAGGAGGGCGAUACGAAAAAGAAUCAUUUCAACAUGUUGGAUCUUUCGUUCUACUUUGAACAGACGGGUGUAGGAUUGCCGCGAUACGAAAUAGUAUUGCUUAAUUUAUCGAUUCGAAAACUCGCCUCAACAAUGCCCCUUAAAAAUAUUAGAUUUUGGGGUAAAAUACUUGGAAAACCUAAAAAUUAUUAUAUACUGGAAGCUGAACUUGAAUCGGAUGAGCUUGCUCGAAGAUUAGAGCAAGAGGAACGUGAAAUACAAUCUAAAAGAGAAAAAGAAAAAAUUGAAGCCGAAACAGCGGCAAAAUUCGCGAAGGAAGAAGCGACGACAAAAAUUGAGGAAGAAGAUGUGAAGAGAAAUGUCGAAAUGCCAAGUAAUCUGCGCAAAGAUACGUCUGAAGGAAAGCCUUUGCAGCUUAUCUUUCCACCAUUACCUAUUAAUCUAUGGAGUUCAUUGCCGGAAAUACCAAUGGAGAAAAUCGGAAGUGGCCUUAAUAAAAAAGUGUAUUUUGUAUGCAACGCGCCUGGAUUGGACGCGUGGAUCGAACUUCCGACGGUUACACCACAGCAGAUAGUAAUUGCACGACAGAUUGUUCGAUACUGCACGGGAAACUUGGAGACACCGAUUUAUAGUUUUCCGCCGUUUCCUGGUACCGAAAAAAAUUAUCUUCGUGCACAAAUUGCAAGAAUCAGCGCGACCACUCACAUUUCGCCGAUUGGCUUUUUCACAUUCAGUGGAGAAGACGAAGAUGAAGAAAUAGAAGAAGAAAGGAAAAAAAAAGAAGAGUUAUCAGAAAACAUUAAUUACGAUCCACUGCCUAUCAAGGAUCUUGUAGAUCCUUCUAUGUCAAAUUGGUGUCAUUGUAGUCCGUAUAUUCUUACGCAAGGACGAACUGUCUGGUGGGAGGAAAGUCUCGAAAAGGAGGAAAAUAUUGUCGAUGAAAUCUUUGAAGAAAAAGAAGAAGAAGAAAAUAUUGAGAAAGAUUUAGUAAAGAUGGUGGAGAAAGAGAUCGGACCACCUCUCUUAACUCCUUUAUCUGAAGAUGCUAUUGUUGAUUCCGUGAUACCAUGGGCUGCUAAACAGUCGUCAUAUAUACAACCAGACAUUGCGGUAGCUUUAGUUAGGUCAAAUAUCUGGCCUGGAGCGUUCGCAUUUGCGGUAGGAAAACGCUUUGCUACUAUAUAUAUUGGCUGGGGUCACAAAUACAAUGCGUAUAAUUAUAGUCCUUCUGAUAUGCCAUCUGUUCAAGAUCAAUAUAAAAUUGUAUCAGAGAUUAUGGAAAUUCGUGAUCCUACUGUUAAAGAAGAAUAUCAAUUAAUGCAAUUAUCAUUGGGUGAUUACUUAAAAUAUAUAUCUUUUUAA
Molecule: messenger RNA, 2092 nt
Organism: Solenopsis invicta (red fire ant)
Lineage: Eukaryota; Metazoa; Arthropoda; Insecta; Hymenoptera; Formicidae
Gene: Rsph4a
Product: radial spoke head protein 6 homolog A
Exons: 10
Coding region: 374-2092 (572 amino acids)
Biological process (GO): cilium movement involved in cell motility; cilium assembly; axoneme assembly
Cellular component (GO): axoneme; radial spoke
Source: RefSeq, a predicted model, not a curated record